AUGGCGAAGGCUUAUCCGAGAGCCACCGUGAAAAAGAUUAUCAAGGCGCAUUCCAACAUGAAUGUUCAGAAGAAUGCAGACGUCACAAUCUUCCUGAACUAUGUGCUUUUUAUGGAAACACUUGUAAAGGAAGCUGCCAUCUACGCAAAGCAGUCUGGUGAAAGGGGAUUGACGGCGAGAAGCGUAAACAAGGUUACUCGGGACACGCUGGCCAAAUUCAAGGGCUGA
Messenger RNA from Ustilaginoidea virens, 228 nucleotides. RefSeq lists its product as uncharacterized. The transcript is spliced from 4 exons. Gene Ontology annotation, biological process: mitotic cell cycle; kinetochore assembly; chromosome segregation. The record is from RefSeq and is a predicted model, not a curated record. Bases 1 to 228 code for a protein of 75 amino acids. NCBI's taxonomy places the organism in Eukaryota, Fungi, Ascomycota, Sordariomycetes, Hypocreales, Clavicipitaceae. Gene Ontology annotation, cellular component: nucleoplasm; kinetochore. Gene Ontology annotation, molecular function: protein heterodimerization activity.